Messenger RNA from Danaus chrysippus (African queen), 4911 nucleotides. Lineage: Eukaryota; Metazoa; Arthropoda; Insecta; Lepidoptera; Nymphalidae. The record is from the annotation of a GenBank genome assembly.
AUGCACGAGAUACCAGAAUGCCUAAAACGACGCUACAAGGCGUUGGAUGAAUUAAUUAAAGAUCUCAGUACAUAUGGUGCAACCCAUCCUGAUCUCAAUGCUUCAUCCGAGGAUCCAGAAAUUAAGCUCAUGUGUGAAUUUUGGAAUAUUCUGAAAGAAGAUCCAGAUGUUAAUUUAAAGCAAGCUGUCCAACAACGCAUGGGCCUCAACUCUAAUAGCAGUGGUUUGUUUGGGAAAGGAUUUGAAUGUUACAUGGCUGGGUGUUGUCAGAAGAAUAGUUCAAAGAAACAAGAAAAACCAGAACCUCCAAAGCCCAGAACUUUUCUGAAGAAAAUGGCACUGACAAAUGAUCCGCGGAGAAUAUUGGAAAUAUUGGAAGAGUCAGAUGAAGACCAGUCAAAUUCUGCUUCGGACGCCGACGUUGAAGACCAUUUAUCGGAACGAAGUAACGACAGCGGCAUCGAGCAACAAGUUAGUGAUUCUGAUGCGGAAUCUUAUUCAUCAAGCAAUUUGGACCUUUUGACAUUACAAAGUCAACAAAAUCGGCGUGUUGUCCCCGUUCAUAGUUGUAAAAGUGGUUCCGAAGGUGCUAGAACUCCGCAAAAGGGGUUGUUGACUAGCAAAGAUUCAACGAGGAUUUCAUCGCCCAAGCCAGAAGAACCAUUGCACAAAGUUCUUUGUAACUUGAAAGAGGCUGCUUCAUUCGAAAAGAAAUGUCAAGGAAAAGUUAACGAAUUGUUGGACAAUCAAAAGCAGUUACAGGAGCAAAUAACAGGUUUGGAACAAAAAGAACGGGAUGGAGCCCAACUAUUGAAACAAGCGGAUUGUAUGUGGGCUUGUAUGGAGGAAUCAUAUAAACGAAAGAUAGCUGAGUCACUAGAACGGCAAAAGGGGCUAUUGAAACAGCUAAAAGAAGUAGAGGCUAGCAACAAAAAGUGGCGAAACAACAAGAAGGAUCUGGAUUUUCAACUGAAUAAUAUAACUAAAUGUCACCAGGAAAUUGUUGAACAGAUUAACGAAAAAACCAAUGACGUGAAAUGUAUUGAAAUGGAAAUAGAGAGUUUCAAAAACCGCAUAGAAAGUGAUAAGAAAGAUCUGGAUAUCGCACAAAAGUCUAUGAUUAACAAGAAGAAGGCCUCUGAUGGUAGACUGGCGACCAUAGCAUUACAAGUCACAAAAUUGGAAAAUGUUUUGAAAGAGGAGAAAAAAAUUAAGGAAGCAAAAGAGGCGGAGGGAAGAGAAUAUAUAAAGGAGGCAAGAAACGAUUUACAGAAACUCUGCAAGGUGUUGCUGCAGAAGAAACUUGAGAAUGAAGACAUGAAAGCGGAAAAAGAAGCGCUGCUGUUGGAAAUCGAAAUGCUUAAACAAACAUGCGAUCAAUGCAGAGAGAAGUGCAAGAAUAAGCAGGAGUCUUUAAUAGAAGAGAUUAAAACAAUAGAUAAAGAGAUAGCUGAAUUCAAAGUCCGUUGUCUAAGAUGUCACCAAUGUGUGGAUACCGUUGACGUUAGGAGUCUAUGUACGGAUUGUCCGAGAUGUUUGAAUGAAAGGGAAUGUUUGGUUGAUGGGGAUCACUGUAGUCCAGAUCACACAAUGGAUUGUGUCUGCGCUACCGUGAAGCAGAAGUUUUUGGAUAACGUCUUCGAUAACAUGUACACGUUGUUGGAGAGGCAAAUUAAAACUGGGCCGGGGAAAGCGGUGGCCGAAGCGGUAAUGGAUUGUCUGAAAAAGAGCAAGAACGGCAAAAUUAAUGAUCAGACUAAAAAGAUUUUGCAAGACUUUAUUUUGACGACCGUGAAGAAGAAUCUUAAGUUGACGAUAAUAGGUGGAGCUGUUAAAACCAGAUGUGAGAUGGACCCAGAGACUUACAAACAGUUAAUGUUAUGUCUAAAGGAAGUAAAGGUCACCAAGCCAGCAAAAGCCGACAAAGGGACGGAUUCUAAAAAGGAUCCCUGUAAGCGGUGGGGUGGUACGAGCGAGUGUAACUGUCCCAAAGGUCCCAAGGCUUGCGUUUGUAUCGGUAAAGGCUUAUUACCGACCGGAGAAACACAGACAUGUCCGCCACAGUCUGACAAUGAGGAUGAUGCAAAUGUCAUAUCUUGCCCAUAUCGUGAGAAUGGACCCUGCGGUAUCGAAUGCGCUGCUCGAGCGCCCGUCGACGUUGGCAGGGAAGUUGCUGCCUGGAAACCCGAUGCUUGCCAAGGUCCUUCGUGCCAGUUUAGAAAUAUGCGUGCUGCUCAGUGUGUUCUGGGACCGGAAGUGUUAGCAACUAUUUCAAGACAAGGAUUUAUCAACUCUUUCGACGCUAGUUCACCGAGGAUGUCUGGAAAACAGGCUACUUGCAAGUGCAGCGGUACUCCAACAAUACCCUGCGUUUGUCACAAGGAUCUUAGAAGUCAACCACGUCAAAAUAUUAUUCAAGAGGUAUUGGGAAGAUACACAGAUGUAACGCCUAUAGAAAAAGUAGUCUCUGUGGAUGGAAAUAGCAUCAGAGAGACAGAAGGAAAUAUUAAAGCAAGAGAUGCGAGUGUUGAUGACACUUACUAUAAUAAGUCAAUACAAUUAUGCAAUUGUUCCUGUAAUUCAAUGAUUUCCGUGAGUGAACAAGUCACGGCAAAAUAUAAUCAUAUAGAAAAGGGACAGAUAAUAAAAACUGAUGUUAAUAAUAAUUGUAAAAAUGAGCUUAUUCACAGCCUUCCAAAAAAUGAUACCGUAAAAUCAUCAUGUCAACCAAUCCAAUCACGUGGUGAAGAAAUAAACGGUGCAGGGAAGAGAAGUUCAAUACGACUUCACGUAUAUGUUGCACAAGAAAAUAUUUGCAAGGAAGUUAAUGAACUUAUGAAAAACGUGAUUGCAUUUGAUGGUACCAUUAAAUCUAAUAAUUUAUGUGAAUGGGUAUCACUAAAUUCUUUUAUAAAAGAAGUUACAGCUCUUACUCAAAUAACUCCAGAUGCAAAUUCAGAACAACUAAAUGCAAAUUUAAGCGGGAUGUGUGACCAAAGUUGUGCGGUUGUUGAAAAAUUUCUUGAUUCCAGGGAUAACCAAGAAAGCAAUAAACAUAUUACGUUUAAGAAUAUGAAUAUUGAAAAUACACAAAACGAACCAACCAAGUAUGUACAAGUGGAUGUGCGUGAUAAUAACAACAGAACUGAAAGUUCGUCAAUUUUAAAGUCUAAUGGAAAUAAUUUAAAAAUAGCAUUAAACCAAAAACUUAUAGCGUUAUUAGAAAGUAAAAUGGAGGAGAAGAAAAUUUUGCCUCUUAAAUUUAAAAAUGGUGAAAAUGGUGAACUUCUGGUUGACUUCCAGACAGAUGAUUCUAUGAGUGAGGGUGAGGCAAGAAUAUUAGCGAAAAGGUCACCAUCAGGAAAUAUUUAUUUGGAAAUCGAAAAAAAUGAAGAAAUUAAUAAACAACGGUCCAAUGGCUAUGCUAAUUCAACUAAUUCAAAUACUAAAGACGGUAAAGAAGACAGUCUAGAAAGAGAUAUAAAUUGUGCAAAUAAAAUAUUCAAAGUCAAAGUAAUUGGUACUCCAGAACUCAAUGAGAAAGAAGAGUUAUUUGCACUCAAAUCCACGCGUUCGGGUAAUUUUGAAAUAGUUCUUGAUAAAGAAUUCGAAAAAUGGUAUAAAGCAACUGUAAAGAAUCACGAGGGAGAAGAUGAUGAGUAUUAUAUGCGCUUGAAAAGUACAGAUUCUGGUAAUUACAUCCUAAACUUGGAAGACAAUAGUGAAAGCACCUUGCAUAGUAAAAAUGCAUUACUAGUGAAAUCUGAUUCUGGUAACAUAAAAGUUAUUGUUAAUGAUGCAGCAAAAAAAUCCCCUAUUAAAAAGGAGUCGUUCUCAAAAUCUAUAUUAUCUCCUAAAACAUUCAAAGAUUUGUUACAAAAGCUUCCGUCUUCUAGUAAAGAGCAUCAGACGGAAAAUAUUAAAAAGUCUCAUUUACGACCUCAAAAGUCUAUCAGCGAUUCUGGUUUAUAUGGAAGAACUAAAUUUAAUUUACAAAAUGAACAAUAUUUUCCUUCUGAUAAAACUCCUGUUCUCAAUAUGACAAGUUCUGGUGAAUUCACAGUUACCUUAAAUAAGGAAUCAAAGAAAUCAUUCAUAAAUAACCUAAAAAAAUACUUAAGCAACUCUUCUAAAGGACUAGUGCCAAUAAGAAGAAGCGUGUCUGGCGUCAUAUAUGUUGAUUUGAGUAGCUCAAAUAACUUGAGCAAUUAUGGAACAGUUAAAAUAACACCAUCCGGCAAUAUAUAUAUAACAUUAGAUGAACAAUUGGGCUUUGCGAAAGAAGUUUUUGGGAAUAAUGGAAACAGAAAAAUGAGUGGAGAGAAACAAUCUUCAGAAAAUGAGCAAAUGAGUUCUAACAAGGAAUCUGAUUCGAAAAAAUGUCAGAACUGUGACAAAUCUAUACGCUGUGAUUGUAAAAAAAUGCGUGACAAAGCAAACAAUUGGUCUUCCAAGCGUUCUGUUGAUGGAUCAUCAGAAACUCAUCCCAGUAAAUCAAAAAAAGGAGACAUUAAACAAAUAUUUAGAAAUAUUUGCGUUAAAAAAACAGAAAAAAAGAAUAAUAAAUCAAAUAGUAAGCAAAUAAUAAGCAAAGCAAAUAACUUAAGUGAGAAGAAAGCUCCACAUAUAGUAAUAAAACCGUAUGAAUGUCAACCAACUAUAAUCAAUAAUUCUAAAGAAAAUGCCUAUUCAGUAUGUCCCUAUCACAUUAAUAGAUACAAUAAGGUAUCUAACGAAAUAUUAGAAGUUUCGGGCCCAUGUCGUAAUUCAAAAAAUACGAAGGAAGAAAAUCUAUCGGCUAUCAAAGAAGAGAAACCUUUACAAAGUGAUAGGAAGGCCUUCGAUUGGGAUUCUUUGGAGUAUCUUCCACCUCAACUGCCUCCGUUCCUUACACGCUUUAAGUUUAUUUAA